This is a messenger RNA of Lepisosteus oculatus (spotted gar), 6510 nucleotides long. RefSeq names its product GLIS family zinc finger 3 (gene glis3). The record is from RefSeq and is a predicted model, not a curated record. Gene Ontology annotation, cellular component: nucleus. Gene Ontology annotation, molecular function: DNA-binding transcription factor activity, RNA polymerase II-specific; RNA polymerase II cis-regulatory region sequence-specific DNA binding. Gene Ontology annotation, biological process: regulation of transcription by RNA polymerase II. NCBI's taxonomy places the organism in Eukaryota, Metazoa, Chordata, Actinopteri, Semionotiformes, Lepisosteidae.
AGAAGUACUUCACUCCGGAUAACUACUGCCUAUCUUCUCUUCCUUCUCGACUGCACAACCAAAUAGGUAACUGAUUUGCCCGCCCUCUGCGAUCAUAGCAAACACGCACACAGACUGAAGUGUGCCAGACCGAAGCUACAAACUGACUUUUCAGCGCGACAUUACACUGUAAGAACUAGCGGCCGUCCGGACAACAGCCUACACAUCAGUGAUGUCAUCACUAAGUGAUGUGAUUAGCUGAUCCGUUUCUUUCGGGCAAACUUCUGCUCAAGGCAAAGGUACGCGCUCUGCCUGCGGAACAGCCCAGUCAACUCUGUCGCUGCGUUUGAAAUGAAAGUGCUCUAAGUUUUGUUCUGGGAGCGAUGUUGACCUGGUCAUUAAAGAUCCGGCCAGCUGAGUGAAGAGAGAGAGAUGAUGUUUUGAGUUGUGGGUUGUGUUGCACGCAGAUGUUCUCAUAGAAAAAAAUGAAUGGAAGAACAUGCAGCAUCAACUUCCCCGCGUCCAGUGUGCCACAUGGGCCUGGCAGGGUCAGCGGACAGCACAUCCCCCCUAUCAGGGUCCAGGCUGGUACUCCCUGCUCCCCCUCCAGCAGAGCCACUCCCAGCCCGGCCAAUGGGAACACUUCCAGCAGCGUCCAAGGCAAGGUGCCCCUGAGCUGCGGGCCUCAUUCAGCCACAGUUCCUCAAGCUGGCAUGAGAGAGAGUCCUGUUCACCUCCCCACCUUGAGCCCAGGGAGGCAGGUGGUGACCAGUGGGAAGCCGGUGUUCGGUGUUCAGCAGCCCCCAGGACAGCCUUUACCUCCAAACACACAGGACACUGGAACCUGCUUUCACAGCUCUAACCGCAAAGGGAACCCUGGCUAUAGCCCUCGAAACAGAGCCAUGGGGAAGCACAACGGCAACAACCUGGUGGUGACCAGUAGCCCCAUGACGGUGCAGAAACUGGGGCCCAUCUCUCCGAUUUCCAGCCAGGCUGCCGUUCCAGUGCACUGUGCCAGCCAUGGUCUCCAGCUGGCGUCCAACCCCACCGGUCUUGUCAUCCCUCACUCCGACACCCGGUCCCUGGUGUCUCGAGGUUCCCUGGCAUCCACUACCCUGAGCUUUCCUGAAAGGCAGUCCACCGCAGGAGUGAAGCAGGAGUGGCCAUAUGGCUAUCGUAUUCUCCCCUCCCUCCCCUCCCACCCCUCCCAGAAGGGUUCUCACAACGACAGCGAGCAGGGAGAAUCUCUGAGCCUCCCCCCUGAAACAGCCAUGUCUGGCACCAGCGUCUCCAACUCCUUACCUUCCUAUCUGUUCAGUGGAGAGAACAGUUAUUCACCGUUCCCCAGCCCCAGGCAUUCUGCUCGCUCGCAGUCUGCCCGCUCCAAGAAGAGGGCGCUGUCACUGUCCCCUCUCUCUGAUGGGAUUGGCAUUGACUUCAACACCAUCAUCCGCACCUCGCCCACCUCCCUAGUGGCUUACAUCAAUGGGUCCCGGGGCUCCCCAGCCAACAUGUCCCCACAGCCAGAGGUCUACGGCCACUUCCUUGGGGUCAGGGGCAGCUGCAUCCCCCAGGCCUGCUUAAACCCUGGUUCCCAACGGGGAUUGCAGCUCCCAGGAGGAGGAAUUCCCCUUCAGUCCUACAGCGAGCAGCCAGAAGCAGAGUACCAGAGGAUGCAGGAGCUGGAGCAGGGCACUUUGCACUCCUCAGGCCACCUGAACAACAUGGUGGUCCAACAGGGACUUCCUCCAGCAAACUGCCAGCCAGUGGGAGAAAUGUGUAAGAGUGAGCACUUCAACGGCUUCUCCCCACACUUGCCCUCCAUGGACAUGUCUGCAACGCCGCAGGGCCCCCCGCCUCCAUACCAUUCACACCAGCACCUGCAGGCCCAGGACUUCCUAGGUCACUCCCAACAGCCCCUGAGCCACUUCCCUCACGGGCCUCCAUCCUCCCAGCUGCUGGAGGAAGACGGGGAGAUGGACGAUCUAAGUGGGAGGCGCUGUUGUCAUUGGAUAGACUGCAGUGCCUCCUACGACCUGCAGGAGGAGCUGGUGAGGCACAUCGAGAAGGUGCACAUCGACCAGCGCAAAGGGGAAGAUUUCACCUGUUUCUGGGCUGGCUGUCCGCGGAGGUAUAAACCAUUCAAUGCCCGCUACAAGCUCUUAAUACACAUGAGGGUCCAUUCAGGAGAGAAGCCCAAUAAAUGCACGUUUGAAGGGUGCAAGAAGGCUUUCUCCAGGCUGGAGAACCUGAAGAUUCACCUGCGGAGUCACACGGGAGAGAAGCCGUACCUGUGCCAACAUCCUGGCUGCCAGAAGGCCUUCAGCAACUCCAGCGAUCGGGCCAAACACCAGAGAACACACCUGGACACUAAGCCAUAUGCUUGUCAGAUUCCUGGCUGUGCCAAGCGCUAUACUGACCCCAGCUCCUUGAGAAAGCACGUGAAGGCACAUUCCUCCAAAGAACAGCAGGCUAGGAAAAAGUUGAGGUCAAGCAUCGACCUGGACCAGGAUGGUCUCAAUGAUUGUCUCACCAUCCAGCCUCUUCAGCCAGCCAGCUCCCCUCACGACACGGGGGAUAGCAAAAUGGGGAGGUCUCCAGCACCCAGCCACGACAUGUACCCAGGCCUGUUCUCCAGCAUGCAGUCCAGUCGCAGUGGAACUGCAGGGGGCACAGCACCCCCUCCUCACCCUCAAAGUCACCCCUCUCCAGGAAGCACUGUGCAGGGCAGCCCAUUGCUGCCCCAGACUCAGCUACCUCCACUCCCAGUGCUACAGGAUGGCACUCAGAGAUUCACGGUCCUGUCUCCACACCCUCCUUCCGGGCUCCCAGCCCCAUCUUCGAUGGCACUCAGCAGGACUUCUCAAGUGCCUACCCGGGGGCAACAGAAUCUGGGCUCUCCCCAGAAGCCCUAUGGGACAAUGGCCAACCACCCUGUCCAAGCCCACAGCAUCCAUGUUCAAGGCUUUUAUGGGCAAAUACAGACUCUGUAUCCUCCACCAUACAGUGAGUCACCAAGGACUUCCUGUCACAUGACCAGCGUGCCAGCGUUUGAAGAGUGUGUAAUUCCCACAUCUUCUGCUCAGGCUGGGUUUGAUAUUUUACACAAGGCGAUUUCAAGUUUUGCAGUGUAUGAUUUCCCAUCGGCAUCACAGGGAUGUUUCGGAGAAUCCAUGAGGAACAUUACUGAGGACUCAGGCUUUCUCCAGAUAAAUGCAGUGGAUCGCUGUCCCAGCCAGCUCUCCUCAGUCUACACAGAAGGGUAGGAAAGGAAGAUAAAGACACUCUCCACAUUGAAACCAUCCCCUUUCAGAGACAGAAGACAGAGUGUCCACAACAAAACAGAACCAAGGAGAUUGCAUUUUAUAGAACGUCUGUAUUGUUCAUUUUCCGUUCAACACAAGCAUUACAGACUGUCAAGACAUAUGAUUUGCGAGCAUAUUUCAGUGAUAAGUAGGUACAGUAUGAUUCAGUUUAAUGCACUUUUGUUGUUUCUUAUGCUUUCUGUGCCAUUACUAAAAAGGGAAUAUACUGUAGUAUCAAUCUCAUCUCCCCACUAUAAUAGUGAAGUCUCCUGUUGUGAAGGAGGAAUAUAGCACCACCUGCUGGUAGACUCAAUACACUGAUGACGAGGGGCCGAAUUCUUUAGGAAAAUGGUAAUGUGCAGUAUAGUUUCUUUCAAAACAAGGUCAUUUGUGGAUCAUUCAUUGUAAACGAGGAUACGUGAACACGGUUUAACAAUUAUACAGUUAAGUGCCUUAAUUUGAGAAAGGGUAAAUUAUUGUUAGAAACACAUGGCUGUAUUACUUUCUAAAUAUUUGUUUACAUUCAUGUUAUUUUCAAUCCAGGGUUAGUUGUAUAUUUUCGUUAUUUCUUUUACAGUGUGUGCUUUCAGUCAUCUCAUCAAGUACUGUUAUUGUGAAAUUAUACCUUCUGCUCACAUGAUUUUGUCGUAGGAAUACAAGCACUUAAGUUGCCAAACAAAGCAAGAGUUAAAUGAUUCAUUCUGCAGAACACAACAAAGGGUGUUACAGGUUAUUUAAUGAUAAGAAAAGUACAGAUCAGAAAUAUGGAUUGUAAACCUCCUGAGAAUAUAUUUUUGAUAGCCUCUUAGAUAAAGCAGUAGCUAAACCUCUUGACUGCUUGUUCAUCUCUUAGGGUACUGAAAAAGAUUUUGGAAUUAUCUAUGUGGUUUGAAUAUUCUUUUUGUGUAUCUAGUACAUAAAAUAUAAUAUUUUUUGGCUAUUGCUAUAUUCAAACAUCUCAUUCCUUUAAGAAUACAAAAGCUUUCACUUCACUGUGGCAGUGGAUCUACAGUAUGGCACGUGUUCCACUGUUUGGUAUCCUGAAGACUUGGUCUGAGUUGGGUAUCAUAUUCUGAAACUGUGUUUCUGUCCUGGUGUAGCACUGCGCUGCUCUCCGGAAUGUACCGUUAUGUCUUUGGGGCGCUGGCCAUGUCAGUUUCAAAAUGAGAUUUACAAACUGAAUGAUCUGAGUAAAUCACAUCCAAAACUGUUUAUUUUCCUGUAAAGUAAAAAUUAACAAGGACAACACUUGAGAGAAGAAGGUUAAAUCUUUCAGCUCCUCUUUUUGUCACAUGGAGUACUGUUUGACCUAAUGAUGGAAAAAUAUGAUUUAAUUUUUUAAAAAGUUAAGAACUGCUUGGAAAAGAGGAACAGUACAUACUGGAUGUUAUAUCUUACUAGAUAUACUGUAGUCCCUGCACGUUACAUAGAAACAUACAGUACACAGGAUGACUUCCCUGGGUGAUUAUUGCACUAGGAGCUCAAAGAGCAGGAAGCUGGAUCCCAGCUGACCGCAGCUCACUCACCCCACAUGGCCAGCUCCCUCUCCGAAGAGCCCUUCAUUCUCUUGGACUUACAGUAUAUGUAUUUGUGUUUGUGUGUUGGAAGGGAAGUCCUUGGUGCUUUGAGUUGUAUUCUGGUUUCUUUGCAUUUCUUCCUGUGUUCAAAGCUUCUGAGGAGAGAGUGUUUCCCAGCUGUUUGAAGUUGUGAACCCAAUCCUCAUCAUAACAGCACAGCAGAAGGAGUCUUUUCUCAAGUCUUUUCUAGCAAGCUUUGAAGACUAGGAGAAAAGAGAAGACACACACAUGUAAAAGCUCACUGACACACACACUUUCAUCCUAAAUGUGAGACCAGCUAUCCAAUUCUGAAAAUGUGCUUUCUUUCCCAAACGUGUGGUAUGUUUUUUCAGUACAAUUCAGUAAACUGGCACUCUAUGCUAUAUUUAUGAAAAUGACCAUGCAUUUUAAUGUUUUAUAAGCACUUUUAAAAGAUGAACCUGUUUUUACCUACCUUAUUGAAUGAAUACUGUAUAUGGCAGAUGUGUUUUCAUGUUUUAUACAUUUAAAUAGUGGUUCAUUUUGUACUUCACUAACUUUCAAAAUUAGACAUGAUAUAUUUAAAUAAAUUUGUACAUAUUGUGAUUUUUACAGCUUUUUUGGUUUAAAAAUAAUCAGUAAUGUGCCAUUUUACAUUUUUUGUUAAGAAUGUUUUUUUAUAUAUAUACACAGAUUGUAAUGCACAUGUAAUUAAGACUAAACUGGAAACUGCAAAAUAUUUGUAAAUCUCUGAAUAUUUUUAAUAUUUGAAAAAAUAUCUUCUUCCUUUUUUAAGAUAAUACCACUAAAUGUUUUGUGACUUUUAUAUUGCAAUAUAGAGUUUUUGGUACUUUUUGCUUUUUCUUACUUUGUUGAAUUCAAAAUGGUGACUAAUACUGGAGAUUGAUGUAUUAUAUUACAACACCUGGAUUCAGAAGUUUGUAUCGAUUUAUAAUAAUGGGACUACCAGUAAAUACAUUUGUGAGACCAAAUAUUUGUGCUUGAAUAACUAAAAUGAUCAAAUAAAAAUUAUUUUAUUUAUUUAAAUCAGAACCUUACAAUGAAAAUAUGAAUCACACUGGAAACACAAACUGGCCAAAUUAGUUUGAACAGUUAUUUAUCAUUUUUUUUCUCUUAGUUCUGAGGAGUUCUAAGUCAGAACACUGAAUAAGAUACCUCCUUCCUGGACCACGGUCCCCCCUCGCCUCUCCCAUCUCCUCCCGGGACCACGGUCCCCCCUCGCCUCUCCCAUCUCCCAUCAUGUGCACGCUGCCUCCAUACCAUGUAUGGUAGUGGUAAGCUUAUUUACAGUUGCCUGGGAAGUGGUAGAUGAGAUAGGCAGGUUAAAAACCAUAAGAUCAAUAUUUACGAACGACUGUAGGAAAAAUUAAUGAUUUUUCAUAAAGGCAUGUAGGGUUUAUCAGAAAAGGUCAUGCAAAAUUUGAAAAAAAAUCUCAUAGUAGUGACACAGCUUUUAUACCAGUGCGCCAAGUUCACCUGACCCUUGUUAGCCUGAUGGUCACUGUCUCUUGGGACGACACAAAUGGUCGAAUUGUUCAUGGAGCAUUUUAUUAAAAAAAAAAGAAUCUAAAAUUUUUAUUAAGCUAAAUUUCGCAUUCUCUGUUUCAAAUAUAGUCAAUCAGUGCAUUUGUUUUUAGAAUACAAUAAACAGAAAUGUUUCACAACAGUGA